Papilio machaon (common yellow swallowtail) is the source of this 3035-nucleotide messenger RNA. RefSeq names its product U2 snRNP-associated SURP motif-containing protein. The coding region runs from base 168 to 2861 and encodes 897 amino acids. Gene Ontology annotation, cellular component: nucleus. The transcript is spliced from 18 exons. Lineage: Eukaryota; Metazoa; Arthropoda; Insecta; Lepidoptera; Papilionidae. The record is from RefSeq and is a predicted model, not a curated record. Gene Ontology annotation, molecular function: RNA binding. Gene Ontology annotation, biological process: RNA processing.
UUAAGUUAUUACUUAUAUGAGUGAAAUAACGUGAUUUUCGUCAGCGCGAUGUUUUAAUUUAGUUGUACUUUUGAGUAAAUUUUAUUUGGAUUGAAGGGAAAGGUUCCUCAACAUUAAAAGUGGUUAAUAUUCAUGUAAAUGUUUUAAGAUCCUUAACUUAAGGUAUAAUGGGUACCAGAAAUUUAUCUAAGAAAGAGCUAGAGGAGCUUCGUAAGAAAGAAGAAGAGGAAGCGGCUGCUCAUGUAUUUAAAGAAUUUGUGGAGACAUUUCAAGAAGUACCCAGCACCACAUCUAAGGUGUGGGUUAAAGCUGGUACUUAUGAUGCAGGAGCAAGAAAGGAGGACACAUCAGAGCGAGGAAAGCUGUACAAGCCAGUGUCUCGACUGGAUGACAAGAAACAGAGCACAGAGGCGGAGGUGUUGCGCAGUCUUGCGCAAAUCUCACCACGUCCCGAGUCUGGUCUGCGACCUCGCGCCAAACUUAACAAGGAUAAAAAGAAGAGCAAUCUAGAACUAUUCAAAGAGGAAUUGAGACAGAUUCAAGAGGAGAGAUCAGAGCGGCAUAAGUAUAAAAAUGUGUUGCGCGAGCGUGGGGUUGUCGCUGGUGAGCCUGCAUUGGACACUAUACCUGAUAUCGGCUCUUAUGAUACUGGGGAUCCAAAUACCACUAAUCUCUAUCUUGGCAAUCUCAACCCAAAGAUAACGGAGCAGCAGCUGAUGGAGAUCUUUGGUCGGUACGGGCCUCUGGCCAGCAUCAAGAUAAUGUGGCCGCGUUCUGAUGAGGAGAAAGCGCGCGGACGUAACUGCGGAUUUGUUGCCUUCAUGUCGCGGAAAGACGGAGAGCGAGCUCUGCGCUGUAUUAAUGGUAAGGAGAUAAUGAACUACGAGAUGAAGCUAGGGUGGGGUAAAGCGGUGGUGAUCCCUCCGGUGCCCAUCUACAUCCCGCCCGCCCUGCAGCAGCCCAGCAAACCACCGCCGCCCUCAGGACUGCCCUUCAACGCUCAGCCACCAAAACAUCUCGCCUCCAAGAUUCCGAGAAUACGACCCGGAGAUUAUUAUCCACACGAACCAGAAGACAAGAAGUUAUACGACCAGAUACUGUCACAAUCUAUUGUCAAAGUUGUGGUGCCUACAGAAAGGAAUAUUCUGAUGCUGAUCCACCGCAUGGUGGAGUUUGUGAUCCGCGAAGGUCCGAUGUUCGAGGCGAUCAUAAUGAACCGGGAACUGAACAACCCAUUCUUCCGGUUUCUGUUCGAGAACCAGUCGCCGGCGCAUGUCUACUAUCGCUGGAAGUUGUUCUCCAUGCUGCAGGGAGACUCGCCCAAACAGUGGGCGCUGCACGACUUUAGGAUGUUUGAAGGUGGGUCAGUGUGGCGGCCGCCAGUGAUGAACCUGUACACGGCGGGCAUGCCCGACGAGCUGGUGGAGGAGGACGAGGCCAAGGAGAACAUACGCGGCACACUCUCCAACAGCCAGCGGGACCGGCUGGAGGAGCUGAUCCGUGCGCUGACGCCGUCGCGCAGCAGUGUGGGGGAGGUGAUGGCGUGGUGUUUGGAGCACGCGGAGGCUGCGGGCGAGGUGGCGCAGUGCCUGGCGGAGGCGCUCGCCGGCGAUAACACCGCACCACCGCGCCGCGCCGCCAGACUCUACCUGCUCUCUGACAUCCUGCACAACGCCGGCGCAAAACUCACCAACGCCAGCGCAUAUCGCAGCGCGUUUCAGAGCCGUUUGCCUGACAUAAUGCGUGCGGCUCGGGCGGCCAUGUUGCGCAUGGGCUCGCGGCUGCAGCAGGAGGGGUUCCGAGCUCGCGUGGCCCGCGUGCUGCAGGCCUGGGCCGACUGGGCUGUCUACCCCACAGACUUCCUGCUGCACAUCAACGAUAUAUUCCUCGGACACGAUAAGGUACAGUCUUAUGAAGAUGGUGGAAGUGCAGGUGUUCAGGGUGUGUCGGAGGGUGGUGCGGGCGAGGGCGAGGCUUCAGGCGGGGAGUCGGGCGCGCGCUCUCCCGCCAGCUCGGGGUCGUGGGAGGGCGCACUGGACGGGGCCGCGCUGCGCCGCCUCGCCGCCGCCCGGAGACCUGAUGACGACAUCGACGGUGUGCCGGUUGAGGAAGACAUCGACGGUGUGCCGCUGGAGGGCGAGGCGGAGCGCACAGUGGAGGGGGGCGGGGCCGCGGGUGGGGCGGGUGUGGGCGCGGGCGUGGCUGGGUUCGUACCGUCGCGCUGGGAGAGCGUGGAGCCCGCCACCGCCGAGCCGGAGCCCGAGCCCGAGCCCCCUUCGCCUCACGACUCCACGCUCACGCCUACACAUGACAGGGCGGAGUCCCCUCGGGGCGGAGGUGCGGGCGCGGAGGAGCUGUCGUUGCCGCGGCGGGUGCUGCGCGACAUUGAGGUGCGCGUGCUGCGGUACGGGGACGAGCUGGAGUCGGGUGCUCGCGCUCGCAAGCCCGCUCUUACUGCACAGCAGCAGCUGCAGCAUUACCGUCGCAAGCUCAUUAAAAAGGCGGCUAAAGAAGCGAAGGAGGCGCAGGAGGAGGUGCGCGAGUCUCCGGACGCGCGGCGCCGCUCGCCCGCUGACGACGACACUUACUCGAUAUCGUCUAAGAAAUCGAAGAAAUCCAGGGAGCCCAGUCUAUCUCCUCCGCCAAAGCGAAAUCGUCACAGUGAUCGAAAAUCACGUUCAAGAUCCAGAUCUAGAGAAAGAGAAAGUGAUCGUUUUCGUGAAAGAGAUCGAGAGAGGGAAAGAGAGAGGGAACGGGAGAGAGAUCGAGACCGGGAGAGAGAUAGGCGGCGCCGCUCCCCGGCCACGCCCCCUGCCUUCUAUCACAGGAAACACAACAAACAUGCAAAAUAUAAAUACUGACAAAGUAUUGAAUAUUAUUAAGAUUAAAAAUAAUAGUGUUACGAACAAACAAAGUCAGUAUCGAAUGAAUAGGUUUUGUGUAGUGAAAUAAAACAAAAUCUUGUAUCAAGAGUAUAUUUCAACAGCUUCUAAGAAUUUAAUUACAUAUUGAAAAAUGAUAAAAAAUAAUGCGGU